Messenger RNA from Paramuricea clavata, 2416 nucleotides. Lineage: Eukaryota; Metazoa; Cnidaria; Anthozoa; Malacalcyonacea; Plexauridae. The record is from the annotation of a GenBank genome assembly.
GGCUGGAGACAAUUGAAGUCCACAUUAUCCUCUCAAACAUUACGAAAACAACUAGAAGAUAUCAAAGCAUUGUGCCUGGACAUACGUCAGUCUAGUUGCGUUUCAACCAUCGACAAAUACCUACGUCAAAUAUCAAAUGCAAAUUACGGCGUAACAUUUGGUCUCCAGGAGGAAAUCAUCAAUACACUGGCUGCUAUUAAAUACACAUUCUCUUGCCUCAAACGAAAACAACGUGUGAUAACAACAGUAUCUGAACACUGUCAAAAAGGAAAUGAAAAUUUUAACAAAGUAUACCUAGAAGCCGUCCAAGAUUUUUUUCCAAAUAAAGAUCUAUGUACCGGGCUGGCAGGCAAGGAUUAUACUACCAAGGAUGUUGUUUUGAAACAACUUCGAAUUUUGGCAUUUGAAAAAGGAUUCUAUUCCAGUUGUGAAUUAAACAACAGAGAGGUUAUAACUAAGACAUGCUUAGACUACAGUACAAAGGGAAUUACAUAUGAUCUCCUGCCACAAGAAAGAUCACGACUCCUUAACGACUGUAAGAAAAUUGCACCAGGCCAACUGGGUGAGUAUCAACUGGUGUAGUAAGAUUUAUACUAGGGCGGUCUGGCCAACUAAGAUAAAGAAAAGAAACUAAUUCGUCAGGUAAUUCGUGGUCUAUAAACAGUGCUGAAAACAGAAGAACCAUCCAUAAAGGAGAACAUCGAACUUGAGUGGGUUUAUGAUCCCAUUAUACGAUAUAUGUGUAUAAAUACGACUUUAUUUGACCAUAUGGUUUAUUUGUUUCUAAUAAUUCGAGCUCGAGUUAUAUAUCUAACUGUUCUAUUUGAAACGUAAGGGUCCACGGUACAGUGACGGUAGGUAGUUUUCUAAAUCUCAAAACGAUUAAUAAUUGCAUGGCUAAACCUUUUCCCGCUAAAUCUGAUUAAACCCACAACAAUAUCCCUAAUCUGCGUGGCAGACGGUCAGCCCGCCGUGGACCAACUAAAACCGGGCGAGGCGAAGAAGGGAAGACCGUGGCUAUGUUUCUAUAUUUCAUUUUUCUUCACUUAUCAAUUUUCUUCUUCGCCAGGCAAAAUCCAAUGUAAUCCUACAGUUUGUCAAAAUGGAGGUAAAUGCCAAGAAAAAUUGAACACUUAUGUCUGCGCAUGUCCCAAACGUUUCAAAGGCCAACACUGUGAGAUAGACACAGGUGAGUGAUGUCCGUAGAAAUACUAAUUUCAAUCAAAGCAAUUAUUAAUGAUAAUGUAUCGAUAUAUUAGGUCCGUCUGCCAAUUUCAUUAACAUAAUUAUGGUAGCAUGCAUAUGAUUUUGGUCUGUUUAUCUGACAUAUUUAAAACUCACGUACUCACUUCCAAUCACAAUUACAGAAUUGCAGAGGAUUUUAGGUUAAGAGCUGAUCAAAGUUAAGUUUACAAAACCCAAUACAGCUGAGCGUCAAGUAAUACAAAAGAAAAUGCAUUCCAUAGAUGAUCACAGGCAGGAACAGUGGUGUCAAGUAACGAAGUAAAUGUACUUCGUUACUGUACUUGAGUACUAUUUUUGAGAAGUCAGCCAUGUAACAAAGUAAACUUUUUCUGCAGUACUUUUACUUGGAACGAAGUCGUUUUACUUCGUUAUUUUCAUUUUGUGACGAAGUAAUUCGUUAUACUUUCUAACUUUUGUUUAGUUUACGUGAUUUAUUCCUGAUUUAUUUUAAUUUUGGGAUACGUAAAAGGACCUCUAUAUGCGUCUGGGAUCUCUCGUGGCUUACUUAUAAGCAUUAUUUAUUUAAUGGAUAUCUUAUAUUUUCAAUGGGGUCUGAAAAGUAGACCAUGCUGUGAAUGAUAUUAUGAUUAGUACUUUUACUUUUACUUUUUACUUCAAGUAUUUUUUAAGGAUACGUUGUACUUUUUACUUAAGUACGUUUUGCCUCCAGUACUUUUUACUCUUACUCAAGUCAUUUUAUUGUUAAUUACUUCUCCUUUAAUUUUACUCAAGUACAAAUUCAAAGUAAUUUAGCACCACUGGGUAGGAAAGCAACAAGUUUACUUCACUACUCCAGUUACUCUUCGGCCUCCUAACUUUGACGUUUUCCUUGAGAGUCGACGUCUGUAAACUAUCUGCAAACUAUCAGUUUUUGUGAUAUUGCACUGCACAAAAUUCCAUUAGAUAAAAUUAAGCCAAACUGAAAAAGGUUUGGCCUAGAAAGCAACCGAGGGAAAUUUCCUUUUUUACAGCGAGUCAAAGUGGUAGCGAAAGUGGUGACAAUAAUGAAAACGGUAGCGGCAGUGACACUGACGGCGGAAGCGACAGUGAAACAGGAAGUAAUACUGAUGGAGGAAGUGGAACCGGAAGUGACGAAGAAAGAGGAAGUGAUACUAAUGGCGGCAGUGAAAUUUACAGCGAUACUGAUGAUUUCGCUUCGCGAUUCGAUUAA